UUCAUUAUGACGAACCCAAUCUGUGGAUGUAAUAGGGGCGGGACUUCACCCGGAGAGAGCGCGAACGAUGAAUUUCUUAGCAAUUCCUCCGUCGCCGACGACGAUUUUCAGUUCGCCGCACAAGUUACUGAGCUCCGGCGAGAAAUCAUCUUGCCUCCGACUAGGUAGGGCGGAGGAAUAUCGGAGAGUGACAAUGAGAGGCGGAAGCGAGAACCGGAAGCCGUUGCAGAAGGGGAGGAACCUCAGCAUCGAAGCAAUUCAAGCGGUACAGUCGUUGAAACGAGUCAAGAACGAUCUACAACAAUUGGACCGAGUGUAUGAUUCCAAAAUUAGCCGCUUAUUGAAGUUCGAUAUGAUGGCUGUCCUUCGCGAGCUGCUGCGCCAGAACGAGUGUCUUUUGGCUCUCAAGGUUUUUGAAGAUGUUAGAAAUGAACACUGGUACAAACCUCAGGUCUCGCUGUAUGCUGAUAUUAUCACAGUAUUGGCUAGCAAUGGAUUAUUCGAACAAGUACAAAUUAUUCAUUCCUACUUGAAAGUAGAAACUGACUUAGCGCCUGAAAUUGACGGUUUUAACGCUCUUUUGAGGGCUUUGGUUAGUUAUAAUUUAGGUGAGCUUGCGAUGGAGUCCUAUUACUUGAUGAAAAAAGUGGGUUGCGAGCCAGAUAAGACUUCUUUCAGGAUAGUCAUAAAAGGAUUGGAAUCAACGGUAGAGGCAGUUGAUUUAAGAAUUGUGAAGCAGGAUGCACAAAAGAUUUAUGGUGAUUUACUUGAGUUUCUAGAGGAAGAGGAUGAGGCAGCUAUAGCCACUUCUAUGCGCUGAGCUGCAGAAUCUAGAUCCCAAUCAUGGAAGCCAAUAUAUGCACAGAUUGAACUUGUGGCUAGAUGUAGUUCGUCUGGGUUUCCUUUGAAGAAACCUGAAGAGACCAAGAAAGUUGCCUUGAACAUGAAUUUAUGCACACAUGGCAGUGAAAUAUUUGUGCUUCCCAUGCUGCUGGGAUCCAAAUAUUUCACGCAAUUGGUACUGUCGUUAGUCUAUGCAGAGAGAGCUGUACAUCUUGCAAUGCAACAUACUUUAGCCUUCUGUUGUGAGUAUGAGAAUUUCAUUAAGUCCACCGAAGAUGGAAAUAUAAGGAAAAUAACUGCAUUAUAAUGCUAGGUGCAUGAUACUGGGUUUCUUUUUCCUUCCACAGUGGGCAUAAUUAUAUGUAGAAUACAAGGACAAAACCGGGUUCUGUAGAGCUACAUUGCUUUUGUAAAACUAUACAUAGUUCAGAUGAAAAAUGCAGGCUCUAUGCGACUGCUAAUUUUGUGCAGUCUAA
Molecule: messenger RNA, 1319 nt
Organism: Momordica charantia (bitter melon)
Lineage: Eukaryota; Viridiplantae; Streptophyta; Magnoliopsida; Cucurbitales; Cucurbitaceae
Product: pentatricopeptide repeat-containing protein At1g62350
Biological process (GO): chloroplast organization; Group II intron splicing
Molecular function (GO): protein binding; RNA binding
Source: RefSeq, a predicted model, not a curated record